AUGCACGGUCUCGCUAAAAACGUUCCGGCCAACCUGGGGCAAGUCACCUACAAGACCUCGCUGCUGCAUCUCCAGCCGCGGCAAAUGACGCUCAUGAUCACCGAGCUCCGCGAUGACUACCCAGUCGGCCCGGACCCCACCUUCAAUCCGAACAUAUUCUCCGAAGAUGAGGAGGAAGUCUUCCAGUCGAACGACACGAACGAUUCACCUUCGCACCACAACAAUAACAACAUACGGAGGAAGCUGACCCUCAGCGAAAGAAUCAACAACUCGAACAACAUGAAUCAGAGCGACACGUACAAUUCGAACAACAACAUCCCGACCGGAGCGGCGCUCGCUCGUGCCGAGUCGUACGAGGAGUUCCCCUACAUCGACACGAUAGCGAGCGACUCGAUGAACAACGUGCCCGAGAACGUGUACAAUUCGACGCCGCCCUUACGGCACACGCCAGCGGCCGAAAGGAGAGUGAACAACGCGGCCGGCGUGCCCAGUCGACACGCAAUCUCCCCGUUGCGCUGCGAAGGAUCCGUGCCCACGCUGCAGUCGCCCAAGAAUGCGGUCGCACCCACCGAUAUCAUAUUCGAGAGGCCGUCCCCGCAGACGGUCGCGUGCGGCGGCCGCGGGGACUUCUGCGGCGGCCGCGCGGACUACGGCGUGCGCGGCGACGGCGUCUCACUGAAGGCCAACCUGCCCGGCGUCGACCAGCAGACGUUCGGGCUCAACCUCGGCCUCGAGCCGAGCAGGCAAGUCACGAUCAAGAAGUGCGACGGCCCCGUCGCCGACAACUGUCUCUCGAAGCUCCGCAAGAACAUCUGCGGGCGCGGCGAGGCGACCGCCUACGACGUCAACACGAGGAUUCUCAAAUCGCUCUGCAACAAGAGCUACGAGCACGAGGUACACCCGGACGCGCUCGCGCGUCGCGCCGACACUCUGCGGGGGCUGCAGAAGGGCGACGAUCUCAAGUACAUAGACGAGGAGACGGCCGGCGACCCGUUCCCCGGUGACCGCGGGCGCGUGCAGCGCACCACUACCGUGGUCGCCAUCAGUCCCGUGUGCGCCGCCGGCCCGCUCUACGACACGAUGACGCGCAGCUGUAGCGUCGGCUACCUCGACCUGGUGGACCCGCACGCGCGCGUGAGCCUGGCCGCUCUGCGCGAGCCCCCGCGCCGCCUCGUGCUCGUCAGCGACAAGCGCCGCCGGCUGCGGCGCGCCGUCCGCGCCCUCGACCCGCGCCCCGCCCCACCGCUCCAGCGCUGCGGCAAGUCGCGCAGCCUCGACUCGAGCGAGCUCGCCUUCGCCGCGGACAAGCGGCCGCGGGAGCCGGCCCCGCCCGCCGGCCCCCCGCCGCGUCGCGACAGCACCGGCGACGACGACCCCCUCACGAGCGGCGACGACCGCGCCUAUGAGCCGUGCGCCGCGUGCCGCGCCCCUGCCUCCACCGCGCGAGGCGCGUGCGCCGCCUGCGGCCGGACGCCGCCGCCCGCGCUCGCCCCCGCGCCCCUCCCCGCCCCCACCGACUCCGACUCCGACUACAGCAAGUAUUAUAGUUAGUACAAUAAGUAGACGCUUCGCUCUCCCCUCUGCACGACUCGGCGGCUACGUCGACUCCGUUCGCUCGAGCCUCGCCGGGGGGUUUCUGGAGACGCGCCGAGCCAUUUCGCUUUUGAUCUCGGUGCACGCCUCCGGCAUGAAGCUUUCUCUCGCUUCGUAUCUCCGACUAUCGCCAACUUCUUUCACGCUUAUAUCGCAACGAGAGGUACGUAGAUAGCGAUAGAUAUUUUAGAAUGUACGUAGAAACUAUAUUUCUUUGCAC
Diatraea saccharalis (sugarcane borer) is the source of this 1813-nucleotide messenger RNA. NCBI's taxonomy places the organism in Eukaryota, Metazoa, Arthropoda, Insecta, Lepidoptera, Crambidae. The record is from the annotation of a GenBank genome assembly.